CUAUGGAGCUCCUGCGUCCGCCGCCCUCACCUUCGAUUUUCGCUUACCUCAGCCAGCUAGCGCCGUCUCAGCCCGCCAAGCCCUGGCUGCCUUUCUUCCCUCGCUGCACCGUGGCUCUCCCUGCAAGCAACCACACUCUCUCACCCCGUCCCGCCACGGUGUCAACCUCCCCCGGAGCUUCCGAGAGCCACCUAGACAGCUAGAUAAUCAAUUCGUGACUCGCAACAUGUCGUACGCACCUAACGGUCGCAUGCUCUCGCCGGGCGAGGUCUAUGAGGAGGCCCCGAGGCAGGUCAAGGAGGAAGAAUGGUCCGAGGAUCUGAACGUCACUCUGAUGUGCCCCGACUGUCGCGAGAUGCCGCCCAACCUCGUCGAGGAAUUCAGCGCCGGAGACACUAUUUGUGGCUCCUGCGGCCGCGUGCUCUCUGAGCGUGGCAUCGACACACGUUCUGAGUGGCGUACGUUCUCCAACGACGACCAAGGCAACGACGAUCCCUCGCGUAUCGGUGACGCCGCCAACCCGCUGCUGCGAGGUUCUCAGCUGCAGACUGAAAUCGGCUUCGGUGAUGGCGGCCUGAAGGUGCGCGAGCUGUCUCGUGCCCACAACAAGAGCAACCACGACAAAGGAAACAAGUCGCUGCAGUCUGCCUUUGGCCAGAUCACCACGCUCUGCGACUCGCAGAACAUCAGCAAGACCACUCAAGACACUGCCAAGAUGCUCUUCCGUGCUACGGACGAUGCGAAGCUCUUCAAGGGCAAGUCGCAGGACGCCAUCAUCGCCGGCUGCAUCUUCAUCGCCUGUCGCCAGCACAGCCAGAACCGUAGUUUCCGUGAAAUAUUCAAGAUGACAAACGUUUCAAAGAAGGAGGUGGGUCGCACAUUCAAGACACUCGAAGCGUUCCUGCAGAAGAGGCAGAAGGAACUCGGCACCGGCGACACCAACGGGCAAGUUCUGGAUACCUCCAAGUUCGCCAAGGGCGGCAGCACCAGCGCAGAGACGCUCAUGCCUCGUGCCUGCGCCAAGCUGGACCUCGAACGCUUCAUCCAGCUCAUCGCCGAGGAAUGUGCACGCCUCGUCUCGGAUCACGGGAUCGCCGCUGGUCGGUCGCCUCUUUCCAUUGCCGGUGCCUGUCUCUACUUUGUCUCCCACCUCAUGGGUAACCCUCGUUCUCCUAAAGAAAUCGGCCAAGCCGUCGAAGUCAGCGACGGCACCAUCCGUACCGCCUACAAGGCGCUUUACAGCGCACAGGACCAAAUCAUCAAGCCAGAGUGGCUCCAACCCGGUAAGGGCGGCGAUAAGUCAAGGCUCCCUGCGGUCUAGAAAGCUGCGACUGGUUCCAAGGGUACCGUGAUGUGUCCUUGCUACUAUCAUGGAUGCAUCUAUCUUUGAUGAGGGUUCGCGUAAAGAGUAGACGACGAGAUGGGGCAUCUUCAAAUUAUUUUGUGUAGUAUUUUUGCAUUUCUAGCGCUCAUGGGACGGUGUUCAGGGUCAUAUUCCCACAAAUUGGAUUGCUUUGUGCUUACAAUACCCCAUAGAAAGGACUGAAAAUGGAAAAUGGCGUUUUGGA
Molecule: messenger RNA, 1568 nt
Organism: Boeremia exigua
Lineage: Eukaryota; Fungi; Ascomycota; Dothideomycetes; Pleosporales; Didymellaceae
Product: transcription initiation factor-like protein iib
Exons: 1
Coding region: 227-1321 (364 amino acids)
Biological process (GO): transcription initiation at RNA polymerase II promoter; transcription preinitiation complex assembly
Cellular component (GO): nucleus; transcription preinitiation complex
Molecular function (GO): TBP-class protein binding; RNA polymerase II general transcription initiation factor activity
Source: RefSeq, a predicted model, not a curated record